UCCCACACUGAACGCCGCGGCGCAAGCAAAUUGACCCGUCACUUACACUCCCUCUCCAUUGUGUGUCACUGUCACUCAUGGAGCCACUACCGAUGGUGCUGCCGCUCGCCGUCAUCGCCCUCUCAUCCCUCCUACAUUGCACAGCUGUCGCCGCCGCCGCCGGCACGCCUCCACGGUUCAACUCCAUCUUCAGCUUCGGCAACUCCUACGCGGACACCGGCAAUUUCGUCCGCCAGUGCGCCGGCCUCCCCGCCGUCGCCUUCAACCACUCCCCCUACGGCGAGACUUUCUUCCGCCGCCCCACCGGGCGCCCGUCCGACGGCCGCCUCAUCAUCGACUUCAUCGCGGAGGCGCUGGAGCUUCCUCUCGUGGCGCCGUUCCUCUCGCGGCAGCCGCAGGACCUCAGCCACGGCGCGAACUUCGCCAUCGUCGGCGGCACGGCGCUGGACGUGGGGUUCUUCCUCCGGCACAACGCGGCCAGCGUGCCGCCGUUCCGGAGCUCCCUGCGCGUGCAGAUCGGGUGGUUCCGCAGGCUCAGGCGGUCGCUGUGCAACUCCACUGCCGCGGCCGCGGGGUGCGGGGAGCGCCUGGUGGCGAGGUCGCUGUUCGUGGUCGGCGAGCUCGGGAGCAACGACUACGGCUACUUCCUCGCCGGCGGCAAGAGCCUCCAGGAGGCCAAGUCCCUCGUCCCGGAGGUCGUGAAAGCCAUCUGCAGAGGCGUCGAGAGGCUUGUGGAGGAGGGAGCGAGGUACGUGGUGGUGUCGGGGACGCUGCCGGCGGGGUGCCUGCCGAUGGCGCUGGCCAAGUACGGCGCGGCGGGGAACGCGACGGCGGCGGAGCACGAGUACGACCACCGGACGGGGUGCCUGCGGCGGCUCAACGGCCUGGCGCAGUACCACAACUGGAUGCUGCGGGAGGCGGUGGCGCACAUGCGCGCCAAGUACCCGGCUGCCAAGCUCGUCUACGCCGACUUCUACCGCCCGGUGGCGCGGCUCGUCCGGCGGCCCACCAAGUUCGGGUUCAGCGAGGGGCCUCUCCGGGCGUGCUGCGGCGGGGGCGGGCCGUACAACUACAGCCCUGAGGCAGCCUGUGGGUCACCUGGCGCAACCGUCUGCGGCGACCCGUCCGCGUAUGUGCACUGGGACGGCAUCCACUUGACAGAGGCCGCCUACAAGUACAUCGCCAAUGGCUGGCUGAAUGGCCUUUACGCCUACCCAUCCAUUCUAGACUUGGCGCAAUAGGCUAAUGCAAAUCUUGUCUUUUUUCACUAAUGAGCAGUAUCCGGGUAGAUUAUGUACACGAUUUU
Panicum hallii is the source of this 1306-nucleotide messenger RNA. Its product is annotated as GDSL esterase/lipase At5g45910-like. The record is from RefSeq and is a predicted model, not a curated record. Lineage: Eukaryota; Viridiplantae; Streptophyta; Magnoliopsida; Poales; Poaceae. Gene Ontology annotation, molecular function: hydrolase activity, acting on ester bonds. The transcript has 4 exons. The coding region runs from base 78 to 1241 and encodes 387 amino acids.